CUUGUGACAAUUUCUGUUCAUUUUCUGUGGAUUGGUUUUGUGAAAUAAAAAUAUGUGAAAAUUGAAACUAGGCACUACAAGAAGUAAAAAUUGAUUUACGUGUAAAUGAAUUGCGUUAAAACAAUUAUUAAGGAAUAUUUGAAAGUAUUAAAGAAGUGAUUAAUAUAUGUUUAAUUGAAUAUAAAAAUAACAAUUUAGCGUCAUGGCUCAUUGAGUAUAAAGUAAAAAUCACUGAGGCCUAAAGAUGGCUGAAGUGGACCCUGAAACACUACUGGAGUGGCUGCUCACUGGGCAAGGAGAUGAGCGGGAUAUGCAGCUUAUUGCUCUUGAGCAACUAUGUAUGCUGUUGCUCAUGUCUGAUAAUGUAGAUAGAUGCUUUGAAAGUUGUCCACCAAGAACAUUUUUGCCUGCAUUGUGUAAAAUAUUUCUCGAUGAGUGUGCUCCAGAUAAUGUGUUGGAAGUAACGGCGAGAGCGAUUACAUACUAUCUGGAUGUUUCAGCUGAAUGUACAAGGAGAAUAGUCGCAAUUGAGGGUGCAGUUAAAGCUAUAUGUAGUAGAUUACUCACAGUUGACCCAAAUAAUAGAACUAGCAAAGAUUUAGCUGAACAAUGUAUUAAAGUAUUAGAGUUAGUAUGUACUCGUGAAGCUGGAGCCGUGUGGGAGGGAGGUGGAUUGCCAUCUGUAUUACACUUCAUAACCCACCAUGGAACAUCUGUACAUAAGGACACUCUUCAUUCUGCUAUGGCAGUUGUGUCCAGAGUAUGUGGUAAAAUGGAGCCAGGCGAUGCUCGAGUGGGGGAUGCGGUAUCGUCACUGUCGACUCUGUUGCGACACAACGACGCGCGUGUAGCAGACGCUGCGCUGCGCUGCUUCGCUUCUCUCGCUGACCGCUUUGCGCGCGCACACGCCGACCCCGCGCCACUAGCUGAACAUGGACUUAUUGAAGAGCUAGUACGUAGAUUAGGGUCCACGGAAAGUUCUGAUGAGAAGUGCCUAAUGCCUUCGGUGUCUACCACCGUCAGUUUAUUGUCAACUCUCUGCAGAGGCUCAGCACAGAUCACACACGAUUUAGUCCGUCUGGACUUAUGUUCAGCUAUCGAAGCUGCUGUGCAAGCGGAUGAGCGUUGGUGCCUGGAGUGCAUGCGACUUGUAGACUUGCUGCUCGUCCUACUUUGUGAAGGACGACAUGCCAUACAGAUUGGUACGAGUCGUAACGGAGCGGCGUCCAGCUCGAGCGGUGAAGGCUCGAGCGGCUCGUCGUCCACGCCGCCGGCGGGCAGUCGGGACAAGUCGCACCGGCAGCUCAUCGACUGCAUACGGGGCAAGGACACGGACGCGCUCAUAUCGGCCGUCACCAGCGGCGCCGUGGACGUCAACUUCACCGACGACGUCGGCCAGACGCUCCUCAACUGGGCCGCCGCCUUCGGUACCCGGGAGAUGGUCGAGUUUCUAUGCGAAAAAGGCGCCGAUGUAAAUCGUGGUCAACGCAGUUCGUCACUGCAUUAUGCAGCUUGUUUUGGGAGACCCGCUAUUGCAAAAGUGCUACUUCGUUACGGAGCCAAUGCCGACCUCCGCGAUGAGGAUGGCAAGACACCAUUGGAUAAAGCUAGAGAGAGACACGAUCAAGGUCACAGGGAAGUGGCAGCAAUAUUACAAUGUCCAGGGGAGUGGCUAGUCGUCAGCAAUCAAGACUCACCAGUAUCGAGCAAUGACGAAGAUUUUCCAGACACCGGCGACAAGGAGAUGGCGGCUAUCUACUUAGAACGUCUGGUGCCGGUGUUCUGCGCGCGAUACAUCGGCGCGGGCGGCGCGGGCGUGCGGCGCGCGUGCCUGUCGCUGGUGCGCAAGAUGGUGCACUAUGCGCCUGCGUCGCGCCUGCGCGCGCUGUCCGCGCCGCGCGCCGCCGCGCUGCUCACGCGCCUCGUGGCGCAGGUGCUCGACACGCAGGGCACGGACGAGGGCGCUCCGCGGCGUCCGGCGGCGCGCGUGCUGCGCAGCCGCUAUAUCCGUCCACCCGCGGACGAUGACGAUGGACACUUGACAGUACUGGGAAUCGCAGAGGAGCUGAUGGUGAAAGCGGCAGAUAUUUAUUUGGAACAAUUCGCGCGGCUCGGCGUGUUUAGUAAAGUGGAAGCUUUAGCGGUCUCGCCGAACGAGCAACUCUCGGCAGAUGGGGAGACUGUCAUAACCACAGGUCCCGGCGAGGACGCCACGAGCUUGUGCUCCGGCUGCGCGUACUGGUGGGGCGACUGGUCGCUGUGCCGCGGCCGAGACGCGCUCUACGUGUGGAGCGACGCCGCCGCGCUCGAGCUCAGCACCGGCUCCAACGGCUGGUUCCGCUUCCUGCUCGACGGGAAGCUCGCCACCAUGUACUCCAGCGGCAGUCCCGAGCACCAGACCGAUAACACGGUAAUUUCGAAAUUAUUUGCAGAAAAUCGUGGCGAAUUUAUCGAUAAACUCCAAAGAGCGAGAGCGUCAGUUAAGAAUUGUGUGCCUCAAAGUAUUCUUUCAAAACCGGGCCCGCAUAAACUGAUCCUUGGCAACUGGGUAAUCUUGUGUAAAAAGGAAAAAGAGCUUCACAUACACAACACUGAUGGACAACAACAGACUACGAUAUUGCGAGAAGAUUUGCCAGGAUUCAUCUUCGAAUCCAACAGAGGCACGAAGCACUCAUUCACUGCCGAAACAUUUUUAGGCCCCGAGUUGGCUAGCGGGUGGGCAGACCGCAGGCAGGCGGCGCCGAGUAACGGCAACGCCACCCAGAGCCGCAGCCGCCUGUCCGCGAAGACCGAGGCGCAGAAGGCGCAGGUGGGCGAGCGCGCGCGGGCGCUGUACUCGCGCCACCUGGCCAGCGCGGCCGGCCGCCAGCCGCGGGCGCCCGUCGCGCGGCUGCGGGCGCUGCUAGCGCGUCUGCAGCGCCUCGCCAUACAGCCCGCGGGCGAAUGGCACGGAGAGCUCAGAGAAUCGCUAGAUCAAUUGACGGAGCUACUAUGCCGCGAAGAAUUACUAUCAGCUUACGAGCUACAGUCUUCCGGCCUCGCCCCAGCUUUACUUCAUGUUUUAUCGCCUCAGCCGAACGACAAACCGGGCCAACUGUCGGAGCGGGAGCGGAUCGUGCGGUCGUGGGUGUGGUCGGGCGCGGACGGCGAGGGUGAGGGGGCGGAGGGCGAGGCCGAGCGCGAGGCUGGCGGUGCAGUGGGCGCGGCGCUGGUGGCGCGAUUGGUGUCAGUGCUGGAGAGCGUGGAGCGGCUGCCCGUGCUCACGCCCGCAUCCGACGCGCCGCCGCACCAGCCCGCCGCGCUGCACCACCUCACCAAGCGGAUUCGGCUCCGAGUUGAACGCGCCAGCGAUGAAACUUCAGAGGAAUCCGUGAUAAACAAUAACGCCGGACGAAAUCUGAAGGUUGAGGCUCUAACGACGGUGCGACAACUCGAGAAGUUCCUCGCUAAAUCUGUCGCUCGGCAGUGGUACGAUAUGGAGCGGUCGACGUUUCAUUUCGUUCAGAAGAUUAAGUCGGAAGCUCCCAUUAACUUUACAUAUGAUCAUGAUUUUGAUGAAAAUGGCGUUCUAUACUUCAUCGGUAGUAACGGCGGUACAUGCGAAUGGGUUAAUCCAGGUGCGCAUGGGCUUGUAAGUGUGUGGUCAUCGGAUGGUCGUCAAUUACCAUACGGCCGCGCUGAAGACGCUCUGUCUCGAUCUCCGGAACCUUUAAAUGUUCAUACUAAUGAUGAUAGACGGGCUUUCAUAGCAGUCGAUCUUGGACUUCAUAUUGUUCCAUCUGCGUAUACGCUUCGACAUUCUCGUGGAUAUGGUCGCUCCGCUCUGAGGAAUUGGUUAUUUCAAAUGUCGAUGGACGGGGUGAGUUGGAGUACGCUGGUGGCGCACAGCGAUGAGCAGGCGCUGCAGGAGCCCGGCAGCACGGCCACGUGGCGCGUGCGAGCCGACGCGCCCUAUCGCUACCUACGGGUGCAGCAGAACGGAAAGAACGCUAGCGGGCAGAGCCACUACCUUUCGCUCUCGGGCCUCGAGAUAUACGGAAAGGUGGUGAGCGUGGUGGAAUCUUCCCCUCGGCAAAUGGGCGGCACGGGCGCCACGGCCAGUGCGGGCUCCGGCUGCGGGGCGCGGGCGCGGCGCUGGUCGCGCGGCGCGCGGGGCCUGUGCGCCGGCGCGCGCGUCAUGCGCGGGCCCGACUGGAAGUGGCGCGACCAGGACGGCUCGCAUCCCGCCAUGGGAACCGUCACGUCGGAUCUGCACAAUGGAUGGGUGGAUGUGAGGUGGGACCACGGCGGGCGAAAUUCCUACCGCAUGGGUGCCGAGGGCAAGUUCGACUUGAAGGUGGUGAGCGGUGGGUCGAGUGCGGGCGGCGCGGGCGAGGGCGCGCGCAGCUCGCGCAAGAGUCACUCCACGCCGAGUCUGCCCGACGCCACAGCUACGGAUCAACAGGUGUCGGUGGCGUCCACUGAGCAGGCGUCGUCAGCGGAUAACAUAUCGGAGGAGGUUGGCGGCAACAUGGCGCGGCCGCGCACGCACGCCACAGACCUGUCCGCUAUCAACACGUCCACGCACCACAUUAACACCGAUUUAGCGACGAUCGUAGAAUCGCUCACAUUGGGAGCAGAGGGUAACAACUGCAUGGCAGAUUUAGGAAAUACAUCAUUUACAAACAUGGAAAUGGGACCUACGAGUAUUACGGACAUUACCAAACCUUAUCCAGCCAAAGAACCGCUACCAGACUCUGCUCCUCAAGAGUCCGGGUCGCAAAGUCGCUCGGACGGGGUCAGUAAAGUGGGACGUGUCGUGUGCAAGGAGAGCGAGGCGCGCUGCUGCGACGGCGACGCAAUGCGAAAUAGCGCCAACGCGCUGCUGUCCAGCGAGCUGCUGGCGCUGCCCGCCCUGCCGCCCGGCCUGCUGCACACGCUGCGCAACAACGCCAACCGGCUGCACAUACAGUGUGAAGAGAACGAGAGCAGUGAGGGUCAGUUUGUCGAGCACAAGAAAGACGCCCAGGCUUCCGGCGCCAUGAGUGCAAGCGAACCCGAUCUAACGCAACAGUCAUUGGCCUGUGCACGUGUGCGCUAUGUGCAGGGCGCGGUGCGGCUGCUGGAGUCGCUGGGCGUGGGGCGGGGCGCGGGCGCGGGGCGCGGGGCGGCGCAGCGCGUGGCGCGCUCCAACCACUCCGCCGGACUCUUCCCGAGCUUGGUGCGACUCGCGCUAUCCAGUAAUUUCCCGGGUGGGCUGUUAUCGGCGGCGCAGAGCUAUCCGUCUUUAGCUCCGAAUGCCCAAAACGCACUGACUUUGUCCCUCACUUCUACGUCGAGUGAGAGUGAGCAGGUAUCAUUAGAAGAUUUCUUAGAAUCAUGUAGAGCACCCGCGUUACUCACGGAGCUAGAGGAUGACGACGAGGGUGACGACCCACUCGACAGUGAUAAAGAAAACGAGCCAACUUACCAGGAAGUAGUGUCUCGCAACCUGCUGUCGCUGAUGGAGGAGGAGGCGCUGGAGGCGGUGCGGGGCGCGGGCGGCGCGGUGGCGUGCGCGUCGCGCUCGCGCAAGCCCUGGGAGGACGACUUCGUGCUCAAGCGGCAGUUCUCCGCGCUCAUCCCCGCCUUUGACCCGCGCCCGGGCCGCGCCAACCUCAACCAGACCGUCGAUCUCAACAUAUCGCUGACCGACGAGGCCGAGGGCGAGGGCGCGGCGGCCACGACGAGCGGCGCGGCCGAGCGCGGCAGCCUCACGCCGCCGCCCGCCAGCAAGCUGCCCGCGCUGCGCCUCGUGCUGAGCGCGGCCGGCGUGUCGCUCCCUCUCGAGCGCCCGUCCUGGACCGUCUACCGGGCCGUGUUGGCGCUCAACUCCCGACUGCCGCAUGAUGUCCACAGAGAUACCACCUACACGCUGUCAUAUAAAGAAGUUGAGGGUAAUGAAACGUUCGCGUGUUCGAGUGAUAGUGAAGACGAUGAACCAGGGGAUCCAGAGCGCGGCGUGGCGGGCGCAUCCGGCGCGGAGGGCGCCAUGCUGUCGUGCUGCGUGCGCACGCUGCGGCGCCUGCGAGCGGCCGCUCCCGGCCUGCCCGCGCACGCCUUCCUGUCCACCAAGCUUACCAAUAAGCUGCACCACCAGCUGCAAGACCCGCUCUCGCUGGCAGCCGCCGCCACCCCUCGUUGGUGCCAGCAGUUGAUAGAUUGGUGCCCGUUCCUGUUCCCGCUCGAGACGAGGCAAAUGUUCUUUGCGUGCACGGCAUUCGGCACCUCACGAACUAUCGUGUGGUUACAAGCACAACGGGAUCGUGCGUUAGAUAGACAGAGAACGGGCAACACAGUGUCACCGAGGCGUGCCGAUUUGGAGGCGACCGAAUUUCGCAUGGGACGUCUAAGGCACGAGCGCGUGCGAAUACCGAGACAUCCCAAUCUGUUGCGCUCAGCCAUGCAGGUGAUGCGCGUGCACGCGGGACGCAAGUCCGUGCUGGAGGUAGAGUUCGCGGACGAGGAGGGCACCGGGCUGGGCCCCACGCUGGAGUUCUACGCGCUGGUGGCGGCCGAGCUGCAGCGCGCCGACCUGCACAUGUGGCUGUGCGACGCGCCCGCACACCACGACGACUUCAGCCCGCUGCCGCUCACGCUGCCCGACGAAAAACCCGCGGGAUACUAUGUAAUGCGGGCGAGUGGCUUGUUCCCCGCGCCGCUCCCGCAAGAGUCUUCUAUCUGUGAUAAAGUUUGCAAAUAUUUCUGGUUCCUAGGGGUAUUUUUAGCUAAGGUUUUACAAGACGGGCGAUUAGUUGAUCUUCCUCUAUCUGAGCCUUUCUUACGUAUAAUGUGUGGGGAGGAGUUGACGUACGACGACUUGAAGGAAAUCGAUCCUAUAAGACACAAGUUCCUCGAGAGCGUAUUGGAGGCGGCAAACCAGUAUGACUCAAUACUACGAGAUACCACGCUUUCGGAGACGGAACGGGAGACUCGCGUAGCGGCAUUAAUGGUGGACGGUGCAACAUUCGAUGAGCUAGCGCUCACUAUGACGCACGUCGGCUCUAGUACGGCACCAGAACUCGCCGUGCAUCCUUUAUGUGAUGGCGGGGAGCAUAUUGAGGUGGGCGCGGCGACGGCGCGCUCGUACGCGGAGGCGAGCGCGCGCUGGAUGGUGUCGGCGGGCGUGGCGCGCCAGACGGCCGCGUUCCGGCGCGGCUUCGCGGCCGUGUUCCCGCCGCGCCGCCUGCGCGCCUUCUCGUCCGCCGAGCUGCGCCUGCUGCUGUGCGGCGAGCGCGGGCCCGCCUGGACGCGCGAGCACCUGCUGCAGUACACCGAGCCCAAGCUCGGCUACACGCGCGAUAGCCCCGGUUUUCUGAGGCUGGUGGACGUGCUGGUGGAGAUGUCGUGGCGCGAGCGCAAGGCGUUCCUGCAGUUCGCGACGGGCUGUAGUAGCCUGCCUCCCGGCGGACUCGCCAAUCUACACCCACGACUCACUGUCGUGAGAAAGGUCGAUGCCGGUGACGGUUCUUAUCCAUCAGUGAACACGUGCGUACAUUACUUGAAGCUGCCAGAAUACUCAUGUAAAGAAGUACUACGCGAGAGGCUGCUUGCUGCCACAAAUGAGCGAGGUUUUCAUCUCAAUUAGAUCCGGUUACGAUUUUACUGUUUUCAUAAAUUAAUAAAUAUAUAACACGAUAUGCCGCUUUCGUAACUGUAGUUCGGCACUACUUUAAUAUUAAUUGAUAUUGUGCACGUUGUAAUGCUUAUUUCAUACACAGUAGGUGAUUAUAACUGUUGAGAAUUUGUAUAUGAUUAUUGAUGAUUUGUUGUUUCUGAUUAUUCAUUAAAUAAUAUGUUAUAUGUAGCUACUAUCUCAUUUAUAUAUAAGAAGUAUACGCAAUAAUUUCACAGAAAUCGGUUUUAUUGAACAAUAUUCAAAUGUAAACUUGUAGGAACAUGAAAGAGGCUUCCCUAUUCAAGCAACUCCGUGUGAUCUCGUCAUUGUUUAAAUGAAACAAUAUACUGACUAAACAAAUUUUUUUGAAGGAUUUUAUACAGAAAAAAAAUCAAAUAUAAAAAUAUCUUUAUAGUUUAUAAGUUUAAAUAAUUCUUGAUUUCAGCUAUUAUGAAAUUUAACUUUAAAUAAUAAAGACAGCGAAAAAUGUUAUCGAGAUGUCAAAAAGUUUAUUUAUAUUUUGAAUUUUAUGAAAUAGGUCAGGCGAAGUUCGUAUGAUUAUAUAAAUGGUUGGCUUAUCGAUCAGGAACUAGGCUCCGUUUAGUUAUAACAAUAACUAUUAGUCCAUUUUUCUAAACAUAGUUUGUUUACUGUACGGUCCUAUGUUUUAUUUUCAUUUAUUUAUUUAAAAAAAAUCUUUCCAAUACCAACAAGAUUAAAUACUAAAUAUAUUAUUAUUAUGCAAAGAGAACUAUCUAUAUUAUGUUGCAACUUUUGGACUGAAAUAUUAAUUGGUGAAAAUUAUUUUUAUAGUGUGUAACACUUGUUUAUUGUGUGAAAUGAUUAGUAUGUGUUCCUUUAAUUAAACAUUUUUUGUCAACUUAAAGUUGGUAUUGUGAUUUAUGAAAUAAAAUAUAUGAAUAAAAAUAUAUUUAAUUUGA
Messenger RNA from Vanessa atalanta (red admiral), 8577 nucleotides. RefSeq names its product E3 ubiquitin-protein ligase Ufd4 (gene Ufd4). Gene Ontology annotation, cellular component: nuclear speck. The transcript is spliced from 46 exons. Gene Ontology annotation, molecular function: metal ion binding; protein binding; ubiquitin protein ligase activity. NCBI's taxonomy places the organism in Eukaryota, Metazoa, Arthropoda, Insecta, Lepidoptera, Nymphalidae. Bases 245 to 7606 code for a protein of 2453 amino acids. The record is from RefSeq and is a predicted model, not a curated record. Gene Ontology annotation, biological process: protein K63-linked ubiquitination; proteasome-mediated ubiquitin-dependent protein catabolic process; anatomical structure development.